AUGCCACCAUCGGCAUCGCUGUCACAGAGUCCUACGAUCCGCAUUCCGAAAUCGAGCCCUACGCCAGGGAUCUUCUCCAUCACAACCGCCCUUGCUAGGUCAGAGUGCCCUGGAACAACGGAUACAACAGCCCCGGGGGAUGAGCGCACUGCCAAAGGGCUUCCAAGACCAACGCUACCAUACAAGAGAUUCCUCGCGUCCUCUGUAACCUCACUCGGUCCGCCUGCGCCGCUCACCCAGAACACGAUAUACCCACACAUUGCCGCCGCAUCUAACUCGAGUUUUCCCCCAUCCUACCUCUUCGAUCACUCCCAAGCUCCACAUACUGCGAAGUCAGACUCUGCCAUGAUGUACCCCACCAACUUUGAUGCUGUUGAUAUGAGGAGGAUAUACUCCAUAGGCGCCGGCGAGGGUGCGUCAGACGCUCUCUCCGCGCCGCAGUCGGUGCCAACUAUGAGCCACAACUCGCGCGCGACGUCGCACACUGCUUUUGAACCUGAGUUCGGCGAGAAAAGUGUCUCUGGUGAUGAGACCUCUCCUCGAUCUCGUCUUCGGGAGACUCUGUCAGCUACUGGUGCAGGUAUGAUUGUGGUGUGA
Molecule: messenger RNA, 597 nt
Organism: Fonsecaea erecta
Lineage: Eukaryota; Fungi; Ascomycota; Eurotiomycetes; Chaetothyriales; Herpotrichiellaceae
Exons: 1
Coding region: 1-597 (198 amino acids)
Source: RefSeq, a predicted model, not a curated record